AUGAGCCAAACUCCAUUCCAGUGUCUGCCACACACGCCGGUGAACCAACCUGCAGCCGUGCCCGUGGUCACGCGGCGCCGGCGCCAGCUGAACGCAGCAGAUGGCGGCAGGACCGGGGCCCGGGAGGCUGGCUGGCUGGUGGAAGUUUGCCCCGGCACGGAGAACAAGCUCAGCACUCUGUCGGACCUGGACCAGCAGUACCGCACCCUGAAGAAGCUCUACGAGAACUGUGAGGUCGUCAUGGGCAACCUGGAGAUCACCAGCAUCGACCGGAACCGCAACCUCUCCUUCCUCAAGUCGAUCCGAGAGGUGACCGGCUACGUGCUGGUGGCUCUGAACCAGUUCGACUACCUGCCGCUGGAGAACCUGAGAAUCGUCCGCGGCACCAAACUCUACGAAGGCCGCUACUCGCUCGCCAUCUUCCUCAACUACCGGCGGGACGGCUACUACGGCCUGAGGCAGCUGGGCCUCCGCAACCUCACAGAGAUCCUGAACGGGGGUGUCUACGUCGACCAGAACAAAUUCCUGUGCCACGCCGACACCAUCCACUGGCGUGACAUCAUCAAGAACCCCCAGGCCGAGCUGCUGGUGGUUCCCUCCAACAACAGCAACCUGGGAUGCAGACGCUGUCAUCGCUCGUGUAACGGACGCUGCUGGGGGCAUCAGGAAGACCAGUGUCAGACCCUGACGAAGACGGUGUGUGCAGAGCAGUGUGACGGUCGCUGCUUCGGUCCGUACGUCAGCGACUGCUGCCACCGCGAGUGUGCCGGCGGCUGCUCGGGGCCCAAGGACACAGACUGCUUCGCUUGCACCAACUUCAACGACAGCGGCGCCUGUGUGACCCAGUGUCCUCAGCCCUUCGUGUACAACCCCACGUCCUUCCAGCUGGAGCACAACCCCCGAGCCAGGUACACCUACGGAGCCUUCUGCGUCAAGAAGUGUCCACAUAACUUCGUGGUGGACCACAGCUCGUGUGUGCGAGCGUGUCCCAGCAACAAGAUGGAGGUGGAGGAGAACCGCAUCAAGAUGUGCAUCCCCUGCACAGACAUCUGUCCCAAAGUGUGCGACGGCAUCGGGACGGGCACGCUGCAGACGGCUCAGACCGUGGACGCCAGCAACAUCGACCUGUUCGUCAACUGCACCAAGAUCAACGGAAACCUCAUCUUCCUCAUCACAGGCAUUAAAGGGGACAUGUAUCACGGUAUCGGACCUUUGGACCCUGAACGCCUCAACGCCUUCCGCACCGUGAAAGAGAUCACAGGUUUCCUGAACAUCCAGUCGUGGCCGGAGAACAUGACGGAUCUGAGUGUGUUCUCCAGCCUGGCGACCAUCGGAGGCCGAGCUCUCUACAGUGGAAGUGGUAUUUCUCUGCUGAUCCUGAAGCAGCGCUGGAUCUCCUCCCUCCAGUUCCAGUCGCUGGAUGAGAUCAGCGCCGGGAACGUUUACAUCUUCAACAACAGCCGCUUGUGUUUCUACAACACGGUGAACUGGACCUCGCUGUUCAGGACGCCGAGCCAGAAGGUUCUGAUCCGCAACAACCGGGACCCAAAAGAAUGCACUCAGCAGCGGAUGGUGUGUGACUCCAUGUGCUCGGACGCCGGCUGCUGGGGCCCGGGCCCGGACCAGUGUCUCUCCUGUCGCUUCUUCAGACGAGGACGCACCUGCGUGGAGUCCUGCAGCCUCUUCCAAGGGGAAGUGCGGGAGUUCUCCAAUGGAUCCGUGUGUCUGGAGUGUGACAGCCAGUGUGAGCAGAUGGACGGGAACGCCAUGACGUGUCUUGGACAGGGCCCGGACCAGUGCGUGAAAUGUCUCCACUUCAAAGAUGGACCCAACUGCGUGGAGAAGUGCCCCGACGGGCUGCAGGGAGCCAACAGUUUCAUCUUCAAAUACGCCAAGGCCAACAACGAGUGUCAUCCGUGCCACGCCAACUGCACCCAGGGGUGCAUCGGGCACCGACUCCAGGACUGUGUGGGGAUGAUGGACAGGACGCCGCUAAUAGCAGCGGGCAUCAUCGGAGGUCUGUUCAUCAUCGUCAUCCUCGGGCUCAGCGUCGCCGUGUACGUCCGCCGCAAGAGCAUCAAGAAGAAGAGAGCCUUGAGGCGCUUCCUGGAGACGGAGCUGGUGGAGCCCCUGACCCCCAGUGGAACGGCCCCGAACCAGGCUCAGCUGCGGAUCCUGAAGGAGACGGAGCUGAAGAGGGUCAAGAUCCUGGGAUCAGGAGCUUUUGGGACCGUGUACAAGGGCAUCUGGGUCCCAGAGGGCGAGACGGUGAAAAUCCCCGUGGCCAUCAAAAUCCUCAACGAGACCACGGGACCUAAAGCCAACGUGGAGUUCAUGGACGAGGCCCUGAUCAUGGCCAGCAUGGAGCACCCCCACCUGGUGCGUCUGCUGGGGGUCUGCCUGAGCCCGACCAUCCAGCUGGUGACCCAGCUCAUGCCCCACGGCUGCCUGCUGGACUACGUGCACGAGCACAAGGACAACAUCGGCUCGCAGCUGCUGCUCAACUGGUGCGUCCAGAUCGCCAAGGGGAUGAUGUACCUGGAGGAGCGGAGGCUGGUCCACCGGGACCUGGCCGCCCGCAACGUGCUGGUGAAGUCGCCAAAUCACAUCAAGAUCACCGACUUCGGCCUGGCGCGGCUGCUGGACGCCGACGAGAAGGAGUACAACGCAGACGGGGGCAAGGUUGGUAUGCCCAUUAAGUGGAUGGCUCUGGAGUGUAUUCACUACAGGAAGUUCACCCACCAGAGCGACGUGUGGAGUUAUGGCGUGACCAUCUGGGAGCUGAUGACUUUUGGCGGCAAACCGUACGACGGAAUCCCCACCAGAGAAAUCCCCGACAUCCUGGAGAAGGGCGAGCGCCUGCCGCAGCCGCCCAUCUGCACCAUCGACGUCUACAUGGUCAUGGUCAAAUGCUGGAUGAUCGAUGCAGACAGCAGGCCCAAGUUCAAAGAGCUGGCUGCCGAGUUCUGCCGGAUGGCCCGUGACCCCCAGCGGUACCUGGUCAUCCAGGGAGACGACCGGAUGAAGCUGCCGAGCCCCAACGACAGCAAGUUCUUCCAGAGCCUCCUGGACGAGGAGGAUCUGAACGACCUGGUGGACGCUGAGGAGUACCUGGUGCCUCGAGGCUUCAACAUGGCUCCUCAGGCGUACAACACCCGGCCCCGGGUGGACUCCAACCGAAACCAGUUUGGCUAUCGAGACGGCGGUCCGAUCCCGGCGGAGGGCCCGGUGGGCGGCGCCGGAGCCGGCGUGAACCAGGAGGCGGCGGGGGGGUCGGCUUCUGCCCUGGACGACCAGCGCUGCAACGGGAGUCUGCAUAAAAAGAGCCUGAGCCAGGCCGGGGGGGAGGACAGCGGCGGCCAGAGGUACAGCGCCGACCCCACCAUCUUCCUCGGGGAGAGGACGUCCAGAGGGGACACGGACGAGGACGGAUACAUGACGCCCAUGAAGGACAAGAGCUCCUCAGAAUACCUGAAUCCCAUCGAGGAGAACCCGUUUGUCUCGCGGCGUAAAAACGGCGAGAUCCACGCCCUGGACAACCCGGGCUACCACAGCACGCCCAGCAGUCAGGCGGCAGGAGAGGACGAGUACAUCAACGAGCCGCUCUACCUGAACACCUUCCACACUCCGGCCGAGCUGGGCCUGGAAGCUCUGAGGAGGAACGGCCUCCCUCUCCCCAACAUGCCUCCGUCCAUCUCCGCCGGCGCCACCGCCUCCCACCUGCCGCUCACCAUCCAGACCAGCCUGCCGCACUACCCCCUCCCCUCGGCUCAGCCCUCUCCAUCCGGCUUGACCUGCCUCCACGGCCCACCCGCCCACAUCCUCCACGCCCACCACACCCUCAAACCUGCGGGACAACCCGGUGGCGUCUCCUCCGCCGCGCCGAGCCAAACGGGCGCGUCCGCCCAGUCCCAGCUGUGCCAGUCCAUCUCCCUGUCCGCCGCCGCCACGCUCGGGCACGGCAGCCUGCCGGCGUACCAGGGCCACGGAGCCACGCACCCGUCCAGCAUGCUGAAGCACGGCGGACACGCAGCACACGCAGGACACGUGUCGGCCGGGAAAACCAGCGGCAAGAAGCUCAAGGUGACCUUUGACAAUCCGGAGUACUGGCAGCACAGCUUGCCUCCGAAACCCUCGAGCCAGGCGGGUCCUGACGGCGCCCAGGGCGGCUCCACCAACGCCAAACUCUUCUACAAGCAGAACGGACACAUACGGCCGGUGGUGGCGGAGAACCCCGAGUACCUGACGGAGUUCUCCCUGAAGGCCGGCACCGUCCUGCCCCCCCCUCCGUACCGACAGCGGAACACCGUGGUCUAG
This is a messenger RNA of Limanda limanda (common dab), 4317 nucleotides long. Its product is annotated as receptor tyrosine-protein kinase erbB-4-like. Gene Ontology annotation, cellular component: signaling receptor complex; basal plasma membrane. The record is from RefSeq and is a predicted model, not a curated record. The transcript has 27 exons. Lineage: Eukaryota; Metazoa; Chordata; Actinopteri; Pleuronectiformes; Pleuronectidae. Gene Ontology annotation, molecular function: epidermal growth factor receptor binding; ATP binding; transmembrane receptor protein tyrosine kinase activity. Gene Ontology annotation, biological process: positive regulation of cell population proliferation; protein phosphorylation; multicellular organism development. Bases 1 to 4317 code for a protein of 1438 amino acids.